Messenger RNA from Lingula anatina, 3608 nucleotides. RefSeq names its product tubulin monoglutamylase TTLL4. Gene Ontology annotation, molecular function: tubulin binding; tubulin-glutamic acid ligase activity. NCBI's taxonomy places the organism in Eukaryota, Metazoa, Brachiopoda, Lingulata, Lingulida, Lingulidae. Gene Ontology annotation, cellular component: ciliary basal body. Gene Ontology annotation, biological process: microtubule cytoskeleton organization; protein polyglutamylation. The record is from RefSeq and is a predicted model, not a curated record.
UCAUCAGAAGGUUUAAAAUUUCUUGCUUAACUCCGAUGUCAGGCUCAGAGAAACGCCGCGAAUUAUGCACGAAGGAAGGUGAGUGCAGAUGGGGCUGGGAGUGUGAUGAUGGUGCCUGUAUUGACUCCAGCAACAACCGGUGCGAUAGCGUUCAGGAUUGUCCGGAUAACUCCGACGAGGUCGGCUGUGGUCAGGAGGGAUGCAAUGGGUUUACGCACUACUGCAACUCGUCCGAGAGCUGCGUGCGGAUGGAGACACAGUGCUCUGAUGGUAAAUGUGCGGAUGAAUGGUUGCCCUGUAAGAACAGCGCCAAGUGCAUUCCGAAGUGGAGGCGAUGUAACGGUGUGAAGGACUGCGAAGACAAUUCAGACGAGACGGAAUGUGAUAUUUCUGAAUGUGACGGGUCGCGCUUGUCAAGACUAGGAUAUUGUAACGAGACAAGAGAAUGCCGAUUCCUAGUCAGGAGGUGCUCCGAUGGUUCCUGCCCCGGGGGUCGCCUUUCAUGCACCAACGGGAAGAUUUGUUACGAUCCGAAAUCUCGCUGCAAUGGGUGGCCUGAUUGCUUCGACUUGGCCGACGAAAAAGGGUGUGACCCCAGCGAAUGUGACUUGGGAGAAAGACAGUACUGCCAUGCCACCAAGAAAUGUCUUCCACCAAUGAGAGUGUGUGAUGGAGACAAAGACUGCCCCACUGGGACCGACGAAAUAGGCUGCGGACCGAAUGACUGCCGCGGAUUUGCCCGGUACUGUAACUCAACUGAAACAUGCAGCGAUGGACGAAGAAAAUGCUCGGAUGGUACAUGCGCAGAUGUUAGUAGGUUCCCAUGUAAAACGGAGGAUUACUGCCUGCCUUCCUACAAAAGAUGCAACGGCCAUAGUAAUUGUGCUGACGGGUCGGAUGAGCUGGAUUGCGCUCCGGAGGACUGCCAGUUCCCGGACUUAAGACACUGCCCGUCUUCAAACACCUGCCGGAUGAAGGACCGGAAGUGCGACGACGGAACGUGUGAGGACGACAAAUGGCCAUGCGCAGGAGAAGAUAAAUGCAUUCUCAGGAGCCGGCGCUGUGACGGCUGGAGAGACUGCGACAACGGCUCUGAUGAGUUGAACUGUACGGCAGCAGACUGUGGGGACGAUAGAUACUUCUGUGCUCCUACGGGAAAAUGCUCCUCUAAGAGUUCUUACUGGUGCAAUGGACGAAUUGACUGUCAAGAUAAGUCGGAUGAGACGAACUGUGGGCCGCGGGACUGCAAUAUACACACCCGGUACUGCGCAAGCCAGAAAAGUCGAAAGUGCGUGAGCAACGUCAGGCAGUGCGCAGACAAGACGUGCGCAGCUUCCUGGUUUGCUUGUCCCAGUGGAAAGAAAUGCAUCCCCAAUUAUAAACGGUGCGAUGGGAAACCGGACUGUGGACGGUCAAGAAGGCAUGGCAAUGCAGACGAAAAGGGGUGUUCACCGGAAGACUGUCAAGUUGGCGCCCGCUUCUGUAACUCCACACUGACUUGCGAGGACAAAGAGACCAAGUGCUCGGACGGCACGUGCGCUGAAGACUACUUCGCAUGUAAACUAUCCAGCAAAUGUAUUAACACGGCUUUCCGGUGUAACGGCAACCCUGACUGCAGGGCCGGGGACGACGAGGAAGGCUGCAGGCCCGAGGACUGUCGGAGCCUCGCCUGGGAGAUGCGGUUCUGUAACGACACCGAGACUUGCAUCCGGAAGGAUCAGAAAUGUGCGGAUGGAAGCUGUGUACUGGCUAAGUCCACUGUCGGCGGAGUAAGAAACUCUAAGAUGUGUCUACUAAUUCAUAUGAAGCACCUUGCCGUCCUUUCGUAUUUCGUGAUGACGCUGGCUGUUUCCGACGUCCUUUCUAAAGGGAAGGUAGACCAGAAGAAACCGAGAAUAUAUGAAUAUUGUUCCUUUGACGGAAAACCAAACGUAUCAGAAGCAUUAAGCUCCUACACCAUGCACCCUCUUCUGACGCCCAGUCUGUUCCCCAAAGUUCCACCCACGAUCAACUUCGUGGCCAUAGGACAGCAAGUGGAGCCACCGCAUGAGAAAAUUGCGAAGUAUCUGAAAUGGUAUUCGCUAGACACAGGCGGCACAAACAUGCUUGUGAAGGAAUGCUUGGAACGGUCGUGGUUUGAAAAUACUUACGAUUCAAAUGAAUGGCUGGGGCACCACGCACAAAUGUUCCUCUUAACGGAGACAAUCAGCAUAAUGAAGAAUCUAAGGCCACACCAAAAGUGCGGCGUGAUACCAAACAGAGGACAAUAUUAUCGAAAAGACUUUUUAGCUUUGAACAUUAGGCGUCUGAGGGAAACACACGGCGACAAAGAAUUCAAUAUCACACCCGAGACGUUUAUUUUGCCCUUUGAGAAGGCGCAAUUGAAAGCCGCUUGGAACAAGAGCAGUGAAGAACCAAAGUGGAUUGUCAAACCGGCAUUCUCUUGUUGUGGAAGAAAUGUUGAAGUGGUUCAUCAGUGGGAGCAAUUGGACGUAUCCCCGAGUCCACCAACGGUUGUCCAGAGAUACAUCGAUAGACCUUAUCUGCUGGAUGGCAAGAAAAACGACCUGAGGCUUUUCGUGUUCAUAGCUUGUUUAGACCCUCUUCGAUUUUACAUAUUGGACAAAGGUUUAGUCAAAUUGGCAACUGUCAGAUACUCGAACGACGUGGACAGUUUGAACAACAAAUUCGUGCACUUGACCAAUCGAGCGAUAAAUAAGCACCACGAUUCCUUUAUCACAUACAAAACUUUACGUGGAGGAUUUUUAUGGUCGUUAGAGCCUCUUUGGGAGCAUAUACAGGAAAAGGGUGGAAACCCGCGAGAGGUGUGGGAGAACAUUAAGGAUGUCGUGCGAAAGACCAUAAUAAGCGGUGAGAAAACCACGAACAUGAUAUUGAAAUCUUCUGUAAAGUCCAGGACAGCGGUGCAUGAGGUUUACGGAUUUGACAUUAUGUUGGAUGACGAUUUGAGGCCUUGGAUUUUGGAGGUCAACAACCAGAUAGGCCUCUACCGCCAUUCGGAAAAUGUUGACGGGGUAGUUGUGAAAGACAUGCUUAAUAUAGCGGGAUUCCAGAUACCGGGAGAUGCACACAUUGGGACCAAUGGAGAAUCGAAACAAGACAGAAGGAACUUUGAAUUUGAUGACGUGAAAAUGGACAUGCGGCUUCACACAUAUGUUUUGUCCCCAGAUGAGAACGAGAAACAUGCAUACUACUGCAAAUACGCAAAUAAUUUGACAAUCCAGAGCACCAUAUUGGAUGUUCUUACCCCAGAUGACGUCAGAGUUCUCGUAGAAACAAUAGACGAGCAGAAUAGGAGAGGAGAUUAUGAAAUACUGUUCCCUUCCGAGUCUGAUAAAUACAUUCAGUUCUUAGAGAUACCAAGAUACUACAAUCUCUUAUUACACCAGUGGACCAAGCGUUAUAAAAACAGAGAAUGGCAAGGAGUUCAGUUAUUACAGGCACUCUGUCAGAAAUCUAUUCAUCUGCAAAACCCAACAAGCGAUCCAAAACACAAGUGGACAAAUCCAGAACGCUGACGCGAACGAGUUGAAAAGAAGAUUUUGGCAAACAAAGAUCAACAUGUAUCAAUUUGAAGGUUAUUGCUA